AUGUUCAAGAUCCUGCUUGUCUGCGCCCUUGUCGCCCUGGUGGCCGCCAACGAGAAUGCUUAGGUCAAGGAGCUGGUCAACGAUGUCCAAGCCGAUGGCUUUGUGAGCAAGGUGGUCCUGGACAACGGCUCUUCUGCUUCGGCUACCGGAGAUGUCCACGGUAACAUUGACGGAGUUUUCGAGUGGAUCUCCCCAGAGGGCGAGCACGUUCGUGUGAGCUACAAGGCCGACGAGAACGGAUACCAGCCCCAGAGCGACCUCCUGCCCACUCCUCCUCCAAUCCCAGAGGCCAUUCUUAAGGCCAUCGCCUACAUCCAGGCCCAUCCCAGCAAGGAAUAA
This is a messenger RNA of Drosophila teissieri, 339 nucleotides long. RefSeq names its product larval cuticle protein 4 (gene Lcp4). The record is from RefSeq and is a predicted model, not a curated record. Gene Ontology annotation, cellular component: chitin-based extracellular matrix. The transcript has 2 exons. Lineage: Eukaryota; Metazoa; Arthropoda; Insecta; Diptera; Drosophilidae. Gene Ontology annotation, molecular function: structural constituent of chitin-based larval cuticle.